Sphaerodactylus townsendi is the source of this 6342-nucleotide messenger RNA. RefSeq names its product IgGFc-binding protein-like. Lineage: Eukaryota; Metazoa; Chordata; Lepidosauria; Squamata; Sphaerodactylidae. The transcript is spliced from 11 exons. The coding region runs from base 175 to 4683 and encodes 1502 amino acids. Gene Ontology annotation, molecular function: protein binding. The record is from RefSeq and is a predicted model, not a curated record.
GGGUAGAACGUUUCUUCCCUUUGUCAAACUGAGACUCUGCUACCAAAGUGCCUCUGAUGAUGUGAGCUCUGGAUCACCUACGCUGGAAUACAUUUUGGGAUCUUCAAAGGGCCAUUGGCUUCCAGGUUCAUCCUGCUUCUCACCUUGGCUUCCUCAACUUCAUGUUUUGUGGCCAUGGCAAUGAUGACGUUCCAGCUCCUCUUGAGUGGUUUGGUGCUGCUGAGUGGUCAUUGCACAGCGCAAUUCUACGGCCGGGAAUUCAUCACUGCUCUCAUGCAAAGUUAUGAUUCACAAUAUUCCACUAGGUCAAGCGUCCAGCUGUUCAUCACAGGUUUCCAUGAUUCCACCACAGUCCAAGUGAAAAUGAACACAUCUCCAAACCAGAAAAGUUACUCACUCACAAAGGGGGAAAUGUUGCCUGUGGAGAUCCCAGAAUCUGCAGAAGUGAUAGGCACCAACACAUCCGAUCGCUCCAUUCUGAUUCAAGCAGAAAAUGACAUUUCCGUUGUCUUAGUAUACAGGAAGUUACAUUCUGUGGGAGCCAUGACGGUGUACCCAGCCCAGGAGCUUGGCACAGAAUAUUAUGUGGUCACCCCAUCUGGGAGGCAAUCAACAAGUUACCUCAGAGAAUUUGCAAUCAUAGGCUGGAAAGUUCCUACAAGAGUUGAUAUUCAUUUAAAAGCAGAUGUUACCUUCAACGGACAGUCACAUCAUGCGGGGAACGUACUCCGUGUUUCCCUCCAGGCUCAACAGAUAAUCCAGCUUCAAAGCUUAGGCGAUUUGUCUGGGACUAGGAUACAGUCGGAGAAUCCUGUGGCAGUCUUAAGUGGGCACGUCUGCGUUGAAAAGAAUGCCUACUGUGAUCAUGUUGUUGAACAGCUUCUGCCUGUCUCUGGUUGGGGCACUGCAUUCAUUGUCCCCCCUGUCUUCUUCCAAACCAAUGCAGACAUUGCAUAUGUGGCAGCCAGCCAAAAUACUCGUAUCGAAUAUCAACAGGGGACUGAAAAAAUAAUUCAGGACAUGGUGGCUGGGGAAGUCGUGCAGCUUGAUAUCAGUUUCCCUCAGGCACGCUACAUCUCUGCUGAUGCUGGAAUCCAGGUCCUUUUCUUCUUCACUGGGUUGAAGUCGGGAAAAAAGAUCGUCGAUCCAUUUCUCAUCAACAUCCCUGCCCUGACCAACUAUGGCAAAUCUUACCACAUCGAUGGGAUAAGAGAGUUCAAGAACUACGCUGUUCUCAUAGCGAAAAGGUCAAAAAGAGGAAGCAUUACUAGAGAUAAGCAGUCUAUCAGUGGCAUUCAAUGGAAAGAAGUUCCUGGCACACUCUAUUCAUGGGGUACAUACAACAUGGAAGCAGGAGCCCAGUCGCUAAUCCUGGAGCAUCCGGAAACUCCCUUUGGCGUCUUGGUUUUUGGUAGCAAACAGUUCGAUGGCUAUGGUUUCGCACCACCAGCUCUUCCCUCAUUAGGGCCCAAAUCAACCCUCGGACCCUGCCCCGAGAACAGCCACUAUGAGAAGUGUGGAAAUGGUUGUCCGGCUACCUGCUCUAAUCGGGCUGCUCCCCUCACAUGUGAGGACACCUGUGUGGAAAUCUGCCAGUGCAAUGAGGGCUAUGUCCGAGAAGCUGACCAGUGCGUCCCAAUGGAAACCUGCAGCUGCACCCACAAUGGCAUCACCUACAGGGCAGAGGAGGUGUUCUGGGCAGAUGAGGACUGUCAUUCUCGCUGCAAGUGUGACCCAAGGCUCGGCAAGGCCGUGUGCCUUAAGUCUUCCUGCAAGGGCAACCAGAAGUGCACCUUGGUCAAAGGGGUCCGGGACUGUCGAGCCCUCACCCACUUUACCUGCAUAGGAAGUGGGGAUCCACACUAUACCUCCUUUGAUGGAAGGAAAUUUGAUUUCAUGGGAACCUGCAUUUAUCAGAUGGCAGGCGUCUGCUCCAAAGACCCUGCCCUCACUCCAUUUUUGGUCACGGUGCAGAACAACAACAGAGGCAGCAAGGUGGUAUCCUUCACCAAAGUGGUGACUCUGGAGGUCUACAAUAUGACCAUCAGCCUGAGCCAAGAAUAUCCACAAAAGAUUCAGGUUAACGGAGUCUUCGUGGACUUGCCCUUCUCCUAUGAAAAUAAGUUGAAGGUCUACGCUAGUGGAGUCCAUGGCUUCAUCAAAACUGACUUUGACCUGAGAGUCAGCUUCGACUGGUACAGCUAUGCCAGAGUCAUCAUACCUAGCACUUAUGCCAAUGCUAUCUGUGGACUCUGUGGCAACGCCAAUCAGGAUCCCCAAGAUGACUUCACCAUGAAGGAUGGAACUCAGACAGUCGAUGAAAUCCAAUUUGCAGAUAGCUGGAAAGUGAAGGAUGUCCCAGGGUGCUCAGCAGGAUGCCACGAUAACUGCCAAGUGUGCAAGGAGACAGAGAAACAAACCUAUAAGAGUAACGAGUAUUGUGGGAUCCUCAUUCAAAACGAUGGUCCAUUCAGGCAGUGCCAUGAAGCCGUUGACCCAGUGUCCUCCUUUGAUGACUGCGUCUUUGACACCUGUCUGUACAAGGGUCACCAUGACACUCUCUGUAGCGCUAUCAGUGCCUACGCAACAGCCUGCCAAGCUCAAGGCACCCAGGUUGGGCAAUGGAGAUCGGCUUCCUUCUGUAGUCUUCCCUGUCCACGUAAUUCCCAUUAUGAACAAUGUGGAAACGGCUGCCCAGAAACUUGCAACAGCCUUUUUAAUCAAGCAACCUGUGAGUCUCGUUGCACGGAAGGAUGUUUUUGUGACUCUGGAUUCGUCCUCAGUGGGGAUCAGUGUGUCCCCCUUGCAGAGUGUGGCUGUGUGCACCGUGGCACAUACUACAAGAGGGGAGAGGAUUUCUACCCUGACUUGUACUGCCAAGAAAAGUGUCACUGCACAAACCUUGGAACUGUUGAGUGUGAACGGUUCUCUUGUGCAUCACACGAAGAAUGCAGGGUGGAAAAUGGCAUCCAAGGCUGCCACCCAAUGGGAUACGGGACAUGUGUAGCAUCUGGUGACCCUCAUUAUAUUUCCUUUGAUGGACGAAGUUUUGAUUUCCACGGCUCUUGCACUUACACUUUAACCAAAGUGUGUAGUGAGGAUCCUCAGCUUCAGAGCUUCUCGGUAUUGGUGGAGAAUGAGAAGUCCAAUGACAGCCCAGAAGUUCUCAUAAGGAUGGUCAUGGUUUCCAUUCAUGGGUACACUGUUGUCCUUCAAAGAGGAAUACAGUGGAAAGUGAUGGUGGAUGGUGAGUUGCACACACUGCCAAUGAAUAAGGAUGGUGGGAAACUCUGGAUUACUCAGGAAGGGAGUAAUAUCGUCAUCCAGUCCUCUUUCGGCUUCACAGUCCUUUAUGACACUCUCUCUUACGUGCGCGUGUCUGUCCCCAGCACCUACCAAGGACAGAUGUGUGGUCUGGCUGGUAACUUCAAUGGAGACCAGAGUGACGAUUUCAUGCUCCCUGAUGGAAGAAUUGCUGAAAGUAUGGUUGAGUUUGGGGUCUCUUGGAAGGUCCCUCUAGAUGGUGUCAGAUGCUCUGAUGACUGUGGAGAGAAAUGUCCUACCUGUGAUGCUGUCAAGACAGCACCGUACAAGUCCGGAGGCUCCUGUGGUAUCAUUCUGUCCAAGUCAGGCCCCUUCAGAGACUGUCAUCCAGUGGAGAGCCCCACUCGGUACUUUCAGCACUGCCUACAUGACUUGUGCGUGGCCAAUGGAAAUCGAGAAUCUCUAUGUCGAAGCAUCCGUGCCUACGUCACUGCAUGCCAAGCAGCUGGCGCCAAAGUUGAUAGCUGGAGAACAGACACCUUCUGUCCCUUUACCUGUCCAGCCAACAGCCAUUACGAGACGUGCACUUCAACUUGCGAUUCCACCUGUGCCAGCUUGUCUACUGUGGCCCAGUGCACAAAGAAAUGCUUUGAAGGCUGCCAGUGUAAUGAGGGCUUUGUGUUUGAUGGGGACACAUGUGUGCCUUUGAAUAGAUGUGGCUGUGUGUACAACGGACUCUACUUCAAGGCAGGAGAGAGCCUCUUCUCAAGAAACUGUACAGAGAAGUGUACCUGCAGUGCCUCCAGCCAAUUCACCUGUGAAGAAACCAGCUGCCCUGCCAAACGGUCCUGUGCACUUAAGGAUGGCGUGUGGGGCUGUGUGGCGCGAGAGGGCCAAUGCACACUUACCCCAGGAGCCCAGCUCACCUCUUUUGAUGGCGCCUCCGCUCAGUACAGCUGCAGUGGAGUCUAUGAUGUAAUCUCUGUUUGUGAUGAAGGCUCGUUGUCCUGGUUCAGGGUGUCAGUGCAUAUUGAAGAGGAAGAGGAGGAGGAGAGUGUAAUAGCUGGGAAGGCUGUCUACGUCCACUUCAAAGAGGCAUCUAUCAUCCUGAAAAGGAACAAAGGAACAUGGGUAAACGGGCGCUUAGUGAAACUGCCAUACAAGAUCUCCAAAGCCAUAACUGUGAGCAUUAUUCGUAGUGACAUCUUGAUUGAUCAGGCCUCCCAAAUGCAAGUUCAUCUCCACCAUGAUGGAGGGUUGACAGUCAGAGUCAAGGAGGACCUGGCAGGGAAAUUAUGUGCCCCGUGCGGAAACUUCAAUGGAGACUCUGCUGAUGACCUGAAGGCACCCAACGGAGAGGUGAAGAAGAAUGUUGCCGAGGUCCUCCGUGCUUGGAAGGCAAAAGACUUCUCUCAUUAGACUAUAUCCUUUAUUUUUAGGGUUGUUAUCAUUGUAUUCGAUGAGAGAUGGAAAACGUUCCUGACAGACUAAAGUGAAAAGGAUCCGCCAUCACCCUUUCUUCCUGUAGCUAACCGGUAACCUUCCAAUGGAAUUCAUAACUUUGUCAGACAGCACACUGUUUCAGAAAAUUCCAGAUCAUCACGACAGCAUCAUCUUACAGGAUAUAACAACAGAAGACUCUGAUCAGCAAAUAUUUGAUAGAAGCAGCUGACAACUCUUUUAUCCUUUUGCAUUUGUUGUCUCCGUCAGAUUUCCAACGAGUUUUGUUUUUGAACAGAUAUAAUGCCCUGCUCCCUUUAAGCACACUGUUUGGAUAAGCAGUAGACAUGAUUUUUAUAUCUAUAUUAAUAGAGCUGUAACUUGGCAAAAAAUGUAAUAUUUUCCUGCAAUUAUUGCAAAAAGGGCAGGGUGAAAUGCAUGAAUGAACUUGUUUAAUUUGACCUGCGACAUCACCUGUUGUCAACAGACUCCACUAUCUCGCAUCAAAAAUUAAGAAUGGAUUCAACCACAUAAACACAGUCCUGCCAGCGCACUACAGAGAUCUCAUAAAAAGUUGUAACUAGAUUUUUGUCUGAUCUCUACUUAUCCCUGUGACAACGCAUGGCCCAAAUUUGAAAUAAUUUUAAAAUAAAACACAACCUCCCAGGCAAUGGUGGGAUUCAGCAGGUUCACACCACUUCGGCAGAACCAGUUGUUAAAAUGGUGCUUUUAUACAACCAGUUGUUAAAUUAUUUGAAUCCCACCACUGGAACCAGUUGUUAAAUUAUUUGAAUCCCCCCACUGCUCCCAAGUACCUUUUAGUGACCUCUCCUGAAACCCUAGCAUUGGGUCAUUCCACACAUGCAGAAUAAUGCACUUUCAAAGUGCUUUCAGUGCUCUUUGAAGUUGUGCCGAAUAUUUAUUUAUUAGGCACUAAAGGCACCACUGAAGUGGCAAAGAAUGACAGACGCCCAGCCGGACAGCACGGUCCAGGGAGACAGACUUACAGCACAAACAAAAAUAAUAAUAACUCUUUGGUAGGGAAGCUCCAGGGUCACAUACAGUCCAGGGCUGUGAGCUACAAGCUGAUGCAGGAAGCGAAUGUUUAUCUUACAAUGCAAGAGAAGCAGCUUAUGCUGGUGUGGAGAAGAGGUUGGAUCCCGCAGCAGCUGUGCAGAAUAGCAAAAUCCACUUUCAAACAGUUGUGAAAGUGGUUUAAAAACGCAUUAUUUUGCGUGUGCAGAAGGGGCCAUAGAACCCUGGUAGACAAACCCUGGUCUACAUAGACGCUGCAGCAGUUCUCCAGGGUAUCAGGGAGAGGUCUUUUACAUUACUUACUACCUGAAUCUUUUAACGAGAAUGCCGGAGACUGCACCAGUGCAGCCAUAGCUAUGAUAUCAUUUUUGGUGGGCAACUUCGGCUUUUUGAUCAUUCUUAAAAGCUUCAACCUGAUUUGAUUUUUAAACCAUUACCCGCUAUAAUAUGAUUAAGCAAUGCUAAGAAUACUGAUAAUUUUAGCAUUUAUCUUCACAGUAAACUGUGGGGUUUUGCAUGUCUGUAUUUUUGCAUGUCUGUAUUUUGUCUUUGUUUUGCUCAAUAAAGAAAACAACUUCUUAUCUCAAUAAAAGGUAAAGGUUU